GUGAGUGUUUCAUUGCAUGACUUUGAUCCUUGCACCCAACCGCUGCGCAAUCCCCGUCAUGCAUGUUGCUUUCGUAGAGGAGUGUGUCAUGGCCGAUCGGACUUCCGACAAACGGGAAGCGCGCAAGAUCUGAAAAACAGCAAAAGCGACCGAACAUUGGGUUCAAAAAGAACAAAAAAAUCAAUCUAUUCAGAUCUUCCGCAAGCGAACCCAUGGGUUGAACUCGGCAAACGGGCGGGCGAUCCGCGCCAUCCACUGCGCUGCGACGCGCGUGCAUGGUGCGGAUCAUCGCGCUGGCCUGGGACAGAUCCCGCAACGGAGAAGAACAAACAAGAAGAAGAAGAAGAACAAAAAAGAAAACAACCAAAAAUUUUGAUUGAUGACCGACUUUGUCGGCGAAGAAAAAAAAUAUGGUGA
Capsaspora owczarzaki ATCC 30864 is the source of this 417-nucleotide messenger RNA. RefSeq lists its product as hypothetical. The annotation marks the transcript as partial. The record is from RefSeq and is a predicted model, not a curated record. NCBI's taxonomy places the organism in Eukaryota, Filasterea, Ministeriida, Capsasporidae. The transcript has a single exon.